UUCAUUUUUGCUAACCAUUGUGAAUUCUUAGCUGCGACUACAUUCUUUUCUUCAGGUAUGAUGUAUCGUUCACUUGCAGAGUUUUGAUUUUGAUGACCGUUUCGCUGUCCCAGGUUUUACCGUUCUGUUUUGGUAUGAAACGUUUGUAUUUGCAGUUUGCUUGUGAUCUAAAAUAGUUUGCAUUCUAAUUGGGCAAUUCGUAAAACCGUGGCACAACAACUGUAUGUUUUAUCCAAAAUCAGUCGCAAUCUGGGAAAUGGCUGAAAAUUUAGUCUCAAAGAGAGUGAAGGGGGUGACGUUUUCGUAUCCCGAAAGCCUCGAUCAAGCCGUGCCACAAAUGCAGUGAAUCGGAUGAGCGCGUGUCACAGGCUGCUUCGCAAACCACGAUGCAAUUUCACCCCGAUGGUCCUGCGUAUAAUGUGUCAGCUGUUGAUCUGGAAUUCCUUGGGCAUUUGGAUAAGGGACAAUACGGUUCCGUCAAUAAAUACCGGCAUGCAGCGUCCGGCUACGUUAUGGCCGUCAAGGUGAUAAAAUUGACCGAUGACCCCGAAAAAAUGAAGUGUUUGAGAAAGGAUCUGGAAGUGAAUAGCGACAUUAGGCAGCGUUAUGGGAAAUGUCCUUACCUAGUGCAUUCUUUUGGCGAUUUGUUCUGGGAGGGCGAAUUAUGGAUCUGCAUGGAGCUAAUGGAUACGUGUCUUGAAAAGUUCUACAAGAGCGUAUUUAGAUUGAACCAGCGGCUACCGGAAGACGUCAUUGCCUACAUUGCAUAUGCUGUGGUACAUGGACUGACGUUUUUGAAGGAAGAUUUGGAUAUUAUGCAUCGCGACGUGAAGCCUAGCAACAUUUUGGUAUCACGGAACGGCGGAAUAAAACUAUGUGAUUUUGGCAUCAGUGCCAAACUGGUGAACUCAUUGGCAAAAACGCACAUUGGUCAUGAUCUCUACAUGCCGCCUGAACGAGUUAAUCCAAACUCGCCAACGGAUGAGAAGCGGUACGAUAUUCGAUCGGAUGUCUGGAGUGUCGGCAUUACUCUGGUUGAGAUCGCAACUGGGAAGCAGCCUUUUGAAAACGGCAGCCUUUUCAGCCGAAUUAGUCAGAUUGUGGAAGGAGAGGCGCCCAAUUUACCCAAAGAAUCGCCAUAUUCAGAUGAUUUGCGCAGUUUUAUCGCUUCGUGUUGUAAAAAAGAUGUUAACGAAAGACCGAAGUAUGCGGAUCUGUUGGCCAUGACGUUUUUGAACGAAGGACGAAAACCUUGUGAUAUCAGCGUUUAUGUGCAGUCCAUUCUAGGUCCUCCAUCCGAGCCGACUGCUUAGAAGCUGUGAUUAGAUAAAUUGUGCUGCUUCAUAAAGUCUAAGAAUUCCUAAGAUUUUUUGUGCAUAUAUUUUUGUUUUUAGUUACGCUUUUGUGGCAUACUCAGCGCUAGAGGUCUGAGUUUUUCGUAACAGGUAAAUAUUUGAGUUUUUAAGGUGAUGCACAGUUGCACAACGCGCAAGUGUAGACUGCGCCGGCUCGCCAUUUAUACUGUGUUUUUAAAUCUUUAAUGUGUUAUCGUAUUUAAUUGUGAGUGAAUUUUGUGAGCGAAGACAACUCCUUAGAUAUUACGAUAGAAUGAACCGGUAAACCUAGAAAUUUAUUUUUUUACGUAUUACGAGGUGCUUUGUAAGAGCAUAUGCGUACUUAUUUUACUGCACCUCUCAAGUUUCACACUAGUUGGAGUGACUGUAUGAACUAUGAGAUCGGUUUUAGUCUCACGUUUGGGCUUCCCUAGUAUUAUUGUUAUUGGCGAUAAUGAGCGUACGGUGUUUGCACAGAAUGAAUUGCGCAAUAGCGAAAGUUUUGCUUUGCAGUGUUAGUAAAACUGAAGUCACAAAAUCGCACGGUAAUCUAUAUUUUCCCUUGCCCAAAUAAAUUUUUCCAUAAUGCUUCCUACUAUAAUGUUAGUUGUGCUAACAGAAGAAAACCAUAAAUUAACGAAUGAUGCAUGUUAUGGUAAAUUGUUAAUAUUUAUUAUCUGUCAGAUCAAUGUUAGUCAAACGUACUUACACCAAGUACUAUAAUUAUUGUACCUCAUAAUUAUUUAAAUGCAGCUUCAACAGGUGCGAGG
Messenger RNA from Paramacrobiotus metropolitanus, 2104 nucleotides. RefSeq names its product dual specificity mitogen-activated protein kinase kinase sek-1-like. Bases 387 to 1313 code for a protein of 308 amino acids. The transcript has 11 exons. Gene Ontology annotation, biological process: protein phosphorylation; MAPK cascade. NCBI's taxonomy places the organism in Eukaryota, Metazoa, Tardigrada, Eutardigrada, Parachela, Macrobiotidae. The record is from RefSeq and is a predicted model, not a curated record. Gene Ontology annotation, molecular function: ATP binding; MAP kinase kinase activity.